AUGUUGCAAACUCUUUCCACUUUCUUGAUUUUAAUACUUUCUCAGCUCGUUAUGAAUGACCAGCCAUCGUCGUCCUCUACUUCGUGGGCAAAUACAGGUCUGGUGGAUCCUUGGGCGUCACCAACUUCAACGGAGCAGCAGACCACCUCAGCUACGCUCUACCCGAGCGGUCAACUGGACAAUGAUCCUUGGAUGCCAUGUACAAGAACGGAAGUGCUAACAGGGGAUUCAAGCCUGCCUGGAUCGACAAGGAUUGAUGUUGCUUCAGACCAAUUUUCGGCAUGGGGCAAGCAGCCUGAACAACCCCUCAACACUGUUGCAAUGUCAACGAAAUCAUCUAAUGGUGUGGGUUCAUUAGCAGUUUCUACUACUCGUGGAGCACCAGAGACUUUUCUUGGAGAAAAUAGGAAUCUGGUGAAUUUGGAUAACCUCCUUGGUUUAUCUUCGACUGAUUCUGCAUGUGUGAAUCCAUUUCUUCUUAGUUCUGCUACAUCGACGGCAAAACCUUUUGCCUUGCAGCAGCGAAAAUCUCCGACACUGAAUGAGAUGCGAGCAGCUCAAGCUUCUGUGGCUCCUCCUAUCCCACCAACUGGCCCUCGUGUCGAAGCACUCUCUCACUCAGUCGAACCAUCGCAAGCCCCCAAUCCCUUUGCUACUCCAUUUUAG
Molecule: messenger RNA, 666 nt
Organism: Cooperia oncophora
Lineage: Eukaryota; Metazoa; Nematoda; Chromadorea; Rhabditida; Trichostrongylidae
Source: the annotation of a GenBank genome assembly